This is a messenger RNA of Phoenix dactylifera (date palm), 3792 nucleotides long. RefSeq lists its product as uncharacterized. The record is from RefSeq and is a predicted model, not a curated record. NCBI's taxonomy places the organism in Eukaryota, Viridiplantae, Streptophyta, Magnoliopsida, Arecales, Arecaceae.
UCGAGCCCGCCACUAUAAGUAGCCUGGAACCUCCGGCUCUCCACCCAGACUGACUGCAGCUUCAAUGGGGAAGAGAGCAUCGUGGAAGGGAACGUCGGCCACGACCUCGGCCUCCAGAUCCUUCCUCUCUCCGCCUCCUUUCCCUUCUUCUUCCUCCAAACCCUUCGCCAACUUCGAUCUCACCUUCGCCGCUACUUCCUCCAAGAAAACCCUCACCCCGAUCCCCUUCCUUCUCUCCUCCCCGUCCGCUCCCCACCAAACCCUCGCCACCAUCUCCGAUCUCAAGAGCCAGGCCUCCUCCCACUCGGACUCCCUCAAGCGGCACCUCGAUCUCGGCCACUCCGAGACCCUCAAGGAGUUCGAUUCCUCCCACACGCGAAUCGCCAAAAGGUUCAAGAUCCAGACACAAGCUUGCCUACAGUUGUCAGAGGAAAUAGAAAAGGAAUAUAAGAAGAUAUCUGACAGGAUCAAUGAGAAUACGGAAUUGAUGAAGGCUUCAUAUGCAGAACUAAUUACAGAAGUACAGGCUACUGCAUCUCGCGUUUGCAAAAUAUCCAUCCCUGAGCUUGCACAAUCCAUGGAGAAAGCUAUUGAAGGUUUGCGCAGCCGUUACAAGAUUCCAGCAGCUCCAGUUUAAUCAACAGUUUAUGUGGUGAGCUUUCUGUGACGUCGUACCUGCACUAAAGAAGCCCAUUUUGUCGAAGUGUUGCUUAUAAACUUCAAUGAUAGACCAUGAGGAAUUGAUGUACGUAAAUCUUAACAGAUUGCUUGCAUAGAAAUAUUGCAGGACUAUAUUUUCUUUAGCAUAUUGCACUGCUUACCAUGGGUACUAAAGAUUAGUGGUCAUACAUGUGUAAAUACCAACAUGGUGUUGUUGUCUUGCAUUAAAAGUAACUUGUAAUCUCCAAUAUCGUAUUGCUGAUUUCUCAAUAGUUCUAAGAAAUUAUAGUGCAUCAUUGCCACCAAACAAGGGGGAAGACGGUUGACUGUAUUGGUUACCGACUGCUUUUGUAACGAAGAACAAAUUAGUGAUUUUGGAACAAUGGCUUGGCUGGAUGUUUGCAGACGAUGAGCUCCAAUUCUUGUCAGCAGAACAGAAACGGUAACUGAUGCGAGUACAAGCAGGAUCAGAGCAUUGUUUGAGUCAGAUAUAUAAUCUGGUGAUGGAAGCCAUUGCGUGGGCCUUUUAAGUUCUUAUAACAGUAUGUGCUACAAAGGGUGGAUGAGAGGUGUUGAGGCAAUGCAGUCUGCCAAAAAUUAAGUGAAUUUCAAUGGGUCCAUCGCCCUUCGACCUUACAUUGUUUCCAGAGUCACUUCGAGGUGUUUAACAUUUUGGUAAGUUCCAGUACCAGUUUACUAGUAUAAGUCCAAAAAGACUGCAGCAUAAAGUAGGCACGCAAUUUUUGGGUAUUUGUUUAAUGCAUUGUUAAUUUAUUUUUUUAAUUUAAAUUUAUCAGGUUGGGUUUCCAUCAUGGUCAAUUUUUGCCAAUCCUGUAUGUUAUAUGGCUGAAGCCUUCAAACAUAAUAACAUAUGGAGACGGCAUCAGGCGCCACCAGCAAAUCCUUCCCACUUCACACUUUUAAAAAAACUCCUUAUGGAAGGAAAAGAAAGAAGUGAGCUAAAAAUUUCAAGAAUAUAAUAGGACUUGUUGAGAUAGGAUUAUUAACAAAAAUAAGAGAGCUAAGACCCAUUGAAAUACAACGUUUGUAAAAAUUUUCCAUAAUGAAGUUAAAAUGUGCCUUAAAUUUUAUCGUGAAAUGAACUGAGAUAAUGGUUAGCCUAUCCUACCUGUAAGGUAUAAUGGGACCAAGUAUAAACUGAGCAUGGAACUAUGAUGACAAGCUGAAUUCCUUUUUAGUUGACGGUGGCUUUUCUUGUCCGCAAAGGUUCUUCCAACAAGGUGCAAUCAAGAUGGGUAGAGACUCAAAUUAUUUCUGAUAAUGCAGUUUGUGAACCACUCGGCACUAUGGAGUAACCAUUUUGCCUUCAAUUUGCACUCAUUUGUCACUAAUUUAUAAUACUGUUUCUUGCAAGGAGGUAUGGAAUGUGCAAAUGAUUUCACUUGAGCAUGUUAUCUGAUGUAGAAAAUCCAAUCAUCAUAGGUCAAUAUUAUUGCAAUGUUUACAAUAAUUAUGCUGCCGGGGUAUGCGACUUCAACGAAUAUUCUUUUCCUUGCUAUAGUCCCACUAUAGCCUAAGUGAUAAGUAUAUGUUUAUUUGCGAAACAAUUUUUCAACUCUAGAGAUAAUAAUAGAAUAUUUGUAUUACUAGUUUUGUCAUUUUCAAUGGAAAGAGAGCAAAGAAUGAGAAAAUGGGCUUUAGAUGUAAUAAUUUGCUUAAAGAAGUAAAAAGAGAGAAGGAAACAUACUACCAUCUUGGCAUUCACUAACAUAUAUUUUACUAGUGAGUGCAUCUGUUUUUGAAGUAUUCAUUAUUUCCAUUCCUUAUACGGAUACUUGAAAAUUCUCUCUGACGUAGUAUUUUCCUAUGUCUUUUGUCAAUUUUUGUUGCGUAGAAAAAUGCAGUGGAAAUUAGUAACCUGAUGUAUGCUGAUUUCAUGGGACAUCGAAAACACGCCUUGCUAUUAGCCUCAACUGUAGCCAGUGCCGGUUGCACUGCAAUUCACCUUGAUGAUUUGGACAUCACGGCAGCAAAUUCAACAGUAAAUAUACAGUCCCAAGGCGAAACCACUAGGUACAUCAAUUCUAAAUAUCUUACCUUCACAAUUCUGCUUUCACCAGAGCAUGAAAGGUUUGCCAUUUAUCAAAACACACUAUCUUCAACUGCAUAGCUUACAGCUCAAGGCAAACUUUACAUAGCUUUGAACAGUUGGAUAAUUGAAGGUAAGAAAACAAUCCCGUUCAAUCCAUGUUUAAACCCCGUUGACUAGAGACACUCGAGACCCUCGCAAGUUUUAUUUAAGUCUACAGGGCCGUUAACAAUAAUCCUGAGAAUUGGGCCAAACUGAGGUCCUCAUUGUUUACCAUACAGGUUAGUUAUGGAGAACCUAUAGGGUGGUCUGGUACAUACAACUCCUAUCAUUAUGGGAUUUGGGAAGGGUUAGAUGUGUGCAAUCUUACUUCUGUAUAGAGAGAUUAUUUUCAUUUUUUGAAUUCAUGAUCUGUAAUUGACAACGGAGCAACUUUAGUAACAAAGAUAUUUUGAAUUCAUGAUCUGUAAUGUAGGAAGCUGUUGAAGAGUCAUCCAUGAUCAGAGUAAACCAUCUGCGAUCACUAGAUAAACGCUGGCCACUAAGACUAGGAUUGCAAUAGGAUGGGAGAGGGGAGAGAAGUUUUGGGAGUGGGGAGUUUAAAGAAGGGGGUAGAGGGUGGGAUAGCUGUUGUAGCUUUCGUUGAACCGCGCAAUGGUUGAUUCGAGAUCCAUUUUCCUCUCCACGUCUACUGUUGAAUUAUGUAAUGGUCGAUUUGGGAUCUAUUUUUUUUUCCCAGGUGUCUAUUGUUGAACUAUGCAAUGGUCUAUUCGAGAUCCAUUUUCCUCCCCAUGCGUCUAUCAUUGAACUGUGCAAUGGUCAAUUCGAAAUCUAUUUUCCUCCCAAUGUGUCUAUCGUUGAGCUGUGCAACGGUCGAUUUGAGAUCCAUUUUCCUCCAUAAGAGUCUAUUGUUGAACUAUGUAAUAGUCAAUUCGAGAUCUAUUUUCCUUCAUACUAGUCUAUUGUUGAACUAUACAACGGUCGAUUUAAGAUCCAUUUUCCUCCGUAUGAGUUUUUCGUUGAACUAUGCAACGGUCGAUUCAAGAUCCAUUUUCCUCCGCAUGCGUUUUUCGUUGAACCAU